Molecule: messenger RNA, 1098 nt
Organism: Miscanthus lutarioriparius
Lineage: Eukaryota; Viridiplantae; Streptophyta; Magnoliopsida; Poales; Poaceae
Source: the annotation of a GenBank genome assembly
AUGCCCAUAGAUCUCAACAUUCCUCCUGAUCAACAUGGAGAGCUCUUACCUGAUCUCAAUGAAGAACCUGCACAUGAGGAAGAUGAAAUCGCUCAUCUCCAGGAAGAUCAACUUCAUGAAGAUGAAGCCCAACUUCCAGAUCAACAUGGAGAGCUCUUACCUGAUCUCAAUCAAAAACCUGCAUAUGAGCAAGAAGACAAAAUCUCUCAUGUGAGCAAGAUCAAGUUUAUGCAGUUGAAGCCCAUUUCCAAGGUCAGCCCCUACAUCUUCAUCACAAUGAACGCCUUGGUAUGCAUGUCAUCGAUCUCAACGUUUAUGCUUCCGAGGGAGAACACGAACAUCAUGAAGCGACAAAUACAUCAAGUUCACAGCAUGGUGGAGGCCAUGGAUGAGUAUGGUGUUCACACUGACCCUGAGGACAUAGUCUUCUAUGAAGAGGAGUUGGAUGACUCGGAUGUUGAAGAACAUCACAACAUUGAAGUUUCUGAGCAGCAACAAGAGAUGCAGCAAGUUAUCAACAUGAUGGACGACAUGCACGAGUAUGGUGUGUAUGCUAAUGCUGUGGAGGUACACUUCGAUGAAGAGGAGUUGGAGGACUCAGAUGUUGAAGAAGAUCAUCAUGCUACUCAGAAUAGAGCACGUCCAUACAGAAAUUUGACAGAUGCCGAACGACAGCAAAUCUAUGAAGCAUUGCUUAAGAGAAGCAACCAUGGAAGACUAAAGAGAAAAAGCACAACUGUAGUUGCUCAAUUGUUCAAAAGAGCGAAGCAAUGCCGUGCACAAGGAAGGCCAGUGGAUGUUAGAUCAAGAAUGCCCAAGAAGUGCGGGCGCAAAAAGGAAGGAGCAAAACGAAGAAGCCGUAAUAGAGGGAGAGGGGCCCAAGUCACUAAGCCUAUUAAGGUGGAUCGAACUACUAUGAGGUCGUACCUGAUUGGUAAAGUUCUAAAAGCUAUUGUUCAAAAAUGGCCACGAGAACUUAGAGGAAAAACCAUAUAUAUUCAACAAGACAAUGCGCGCGUCGAGGAUGAGGAGCUACUAGAGGAGAGGAACGGGGAAAGGAGAUCUGCAGGGAUGGAGUUCGAUUUGAGCGUGAAUUAG